AUGUAUACUUGGUGUAAGAAUUUUCCAGCUACUUUGAAAGGAGUAGAGCAAAAAUGGUUUAAUAAUCUCCCUCCUAACUCCGUGAACAACUUGACAAAGCUUAGUAUUAUGUUCACUGGUCAUUUCGUAGCAAACCGGCAGGAACAGAAAACCAGCAUGCACUUGGGGAAGGUCAUCCAAGGACCAAAGGAAGCUUUAAGAAGUUUUGUGAAGAGGUUUAACCUAGAAGCAUUGCGGAUUCAGGAUCUGAACGUGGGAGUGGCUUUUGACGCCUUCAUCAGGGGUCUAAGGCCAGGAAGUUUCAAAUUUGAGCUGGCGAAAAAGAAGAUUACCACUUUGACCGAAGCUCUUCGGGAGGCAGAUGCAUUUGUCCAUGCUACGAAAGUAUGUGCAGAAGCAAAGCAUCCUGAAACGAAAAAGCUGAAGAAGCAGUUCAGCCAAAAAAGAGCAAUCCCAAGAAAGUUGAAACUUGGGCAUUGA
Molecule: messenger RNA, 480 nt
Organism: Beta vulgaris subsp. vulgaris (sugar beet)
Lineage: Eukaryota; Viridiplantae; Streptophyta; Magnoliopsida; Caryophyllales; Amaranthaceae
Exons: 1
Coding region: 1-480 (159 amino acids)
Source: RefSeq, a predicted model, not a curated record